GAGGAUAUCAUAAAUCGAGUCUUUUUCAUCCGUCACGACUUCUACUUCUACUUCGACCUAUACCUCGAAACAUUCCAUAGAUUUUUCUUCACCAAGCCGGCAAGAUGACGGACCACCACCGCGAUGUGUCGCAAUACAAAUACUCGGCCAUGUCCAACCUGGUCCUCCAGGCGGACCGUCGUUUCGUCACGAGGCGAACCGAUGAGGCCACGGGAGACCCCGAGUCCCUAGCCGGGCGUCUGUCCAUCAAGGAUAUGGGCUCCAGAGUUGCCCGCGACUCAGCACCAAAGCCCAAGAAGGCGGGCGCCAUGCCCGACGUCGAGCGGGGCAGCUUUAGGGAAGGUGCUGAUGUCCUUCAACGAGAGAAGAAGAAGGGCAAACUCGAAUCCGCUACAAGAGGUGGAGGUAUUCUUACUGGCGCCGAUGCGCUUAUCGAAGGUCUCCGCUACCGCCCUCGAACGCAGCCGACGCGCGAUGCCUUCAACCUUAUCCUCACCAUCGUCGCCGAGCACUUGGGCGACGUGCCCCAUGAGGUCGUCCGCAGUGCGGCUGAUGCGGUACUCGAGUAUCUCAAGGACGACGACUUGAAGGAUUUCGACAAGAAGAAGGAGGUUGACGAUAUUCUUGGAGUCUCGAUGGGGCCCAAGCAGUUCAACGAGCUCAUAAAUCUCGGCAAGAAGAUCACAGAUUACGACGCCCAAGAUGAAGACGAGGAUGCGGGCGAUGCCAGGCAAGAAGGUGACGACGAGAUUGACGGCCGUCAGGGUGUUGCGGUCAACUUUGAGAACGAUGAGGAUGACGACGGCAUGGUGGAUGUUGUUCGGGACGAGUCUUCCGACGAGGAGGACUUUGCGGAGGAUGAAGAGCGCCCUGACAGCAACGAAGUCGUCGAUGGCGAGGGAGGCCAGGAGGAGGUGGUGGAGGAUAUUCUAAACGGCGAGGCCAUGGUUAUCGAUUCAGCACCGGAAGGGACGAAGAGCAAGUCUGACGAUAAUUCGAUCCCAGCCAGAGAUAUCGAUGCCUUCUGGUUACAACGUCAGAUUGGUCGGCUAUACCCCGACGCACACAUUCAGCAUGACAAGACAAUGUCUGCGCUCAAGACUUUGUCCGGCGAGCCCGAUGAGCCAGGCGGUGAAGAAAAGCAGCUUCGCGACAUCGAAAACGACUUGAUGGAGCUUUUUGAUUACGAACACCACGAGCUUGUGCAAAAACUUAUUGCUAACCGGGAGAAGGUCGUAUGGCUUACUCGGCUGGCCAGAGCUGAGAAUGAGGAGGAGAAAAAUACAAUCAAGCGGGAGAUGGCUUCUGAGGGUUUGCGCUGGAUUCUCGACGAGCUGGAAGGCAAGACCGACGACGGCCAGAAGAAGAUCAAGAUGGAAAUCAAGAUGGACAUCGACUCCGGAGCCUUCGCUGACAAGGAAAGUCAAAAACCUGAGCGUCCCGAGGGACAGCUGGUGGGAGGCCUGCAGCCACGCAAGUUGAUCAACUUGGAGAAUCUAGUCUUCGACCAGGGCAACCACCUUAUGACCAACCCCAAAGUACGACUUCCCGAGGGCUCGACAAAGCGCACCUUUAAGGGCUAUGAAGAAAUCCAUGUGCCCCCACCAAAGAAGCGCAACGAUCCCAGCGACGCCCAUGUCCCGAUUUCUGCAAUGCCUGAGUGGGCCCAGAUUCCUUUCAGCACGGCCAAGUCGUUGAACAAGAUUCAGUCAAAGUGUUAUCCUACCGCCUUUGGUGACGAUGGGAACAUGCUUGUCUGCGCUCCCACGGGUUCCGGCAAGACCAACGUGGCGAUGCUUACCAUUCUCCGUGAGAUUGGAAAGAACAGGAACGAAGCCGGCGAGAUCGACCUGGACGCCUUCAAGAUCGUCUAUAUCGCGCCCUUGAAAGCCCUCGUCCAAGAACAGGUCGGCAACUUCGGGAAGCGUCUCGAACCAUUCGGUAUCAAGGUGGCCGAACUCACUGGCGAUCGGCAACUCACCAAGCAGCAGAUCUCGGAAACGCAGAUUAUCGUUACGACCCCUGAAAAAUGGGAUGUCAUCACGAGAAAGGCUACUGAUCUCUCCUACACCAACCUGGUCCGCCUGAUUAUCAUUGACGAAAUCCAUCUCCUUCACGAUGACCGUGGUCCUGUGCUUGAAAGCAUCGUCGCCAGAACCCUCCGCAAGACAGAGCAGACCGGUGAGCCUGUUCGCAUUGUGGGCUUGUCUGCCACUCUGCCCAACUACCGCGACGUAGCGAGCUUCCUCCGUGUGGAUACGAACACCGGGCUGUUCCAUUUCGAUGGCACAUUCCGUCCUUGCCCUCUCCGCCAAGAGUUCAUCGGCGUUACGGACAGGAAGGCCAUCAAGCAGCUCAAGACUAUGAACGAUAUCACCUAUCAAAAGGUCUUGGAACACGUAGGACAGAAUCGCAACCAAAUGCUCAUUUUCGUCCAUUCCAGAAAGGAGACGGCGAAAACCGCCAAGUACAUCAGGGACAAGGCUCUGGAAAUGGACACCAUCAAUCAGAUCUUGAAGCAUGACGCCGGAACUCGGGAGGUCCUGAGCGAAGCCUCCAACUCUGUCAACAACACCGAUCUGAAGGACAUCUUGCCCUAUGGAUUCGGUAUCCAUCAUGCUGGUAUGAGCCGUGCCGAUCGUACCGAUGUCGAAGAUCUGUUUGCUAGUGGUCAUAUCCAGGUCCUUGUGUGCACAGCCACUCUUGCUUGGGGUGUCAACCUUCCAGCCCAUACCGUCAUCAUCAAGGGCACGCAAGUAUACUCCCCCGAAAAGGGUAGCUGGGUUGAGCUCAGUCCUCAGGAUGUGCUGCAGAUGCUUGGUCGUGCCGGUCGUCCUCAGUUCGACACCUAUGGUGAAGGUAUUAUCAUCACCACUCAGGGAGAGAUGCAGUACUACCUUUCGCUCCUUAACCAGCAGUUGCCCAUUGAAAGUCAGUUUGCUAGCAAGUUGAUUGACAACCUCAACGCUGAAAUUGUGCUGGGCAAUGUCAGGAGCCGUGACGAAGGUGUAGAGUGGCUUGGCUAUACCUAUUUCUUUGUCCGCAUGCUUCGCUCUCCUGGUCUUUACCAGGUUGGAGCGGAGUACGAGGGUGAUGAAGCCUUGGAGCAAAAACGUGUCGACUUGAUACAUUCCGCUGCUGCGGUGCUGAAGAAGUCAAAUCUGAUCAAGUAUGACGAGAAGACUGGAAAGCUUCAGUCCACGGAACUUGGCCGCAUCGCCUCGCACUACUACAUCACCUAUGGUUCGAUGGACACCUACAACAAGCUGAUCCAACCCUCUAUCACCGAUGUCGAACUGUUCCGAGUCUUCGCCCAGAGCGCCGAGUUCAAGUACAUUCCGGUUCGUCAAGAAGAGAAGCUGGAAUUGGCCAAGCUCCUUGCAAAGGUACCCAUCCCGGUCAAGGAAAGCCUCGAGGAACCGACCGCAAAGAUCAAUGUAUUGUUACAAGCGUACAUCUCUCGUCUGAAGCUCGAUGGUCUCGCUCUUAUGGCCGACAUGGUCUACGUCACACAAUCCGCUGGUCGUAUUCUUCGGGCUAUUUUCGAGAUCACGAUAAAGAAGGGAUGGGCAUCAGUUGCUAAGCUCGCCCUGAACCUGUGCAAGAUGGCCGAGAAGAGGAUGUGGCCAACAAUGUCGCCGCUAAGACAGUUCCCCAACUGUCCUGUUGAGAUCGUGAGGAAGGCUGAAAGGAUCGACGUGCCGUUCACCAGCUACUUCGAUCUGGAUCCUCCUCGGAUGGGCGAGCUUCUCGGACUACCCAAAGCUGGCAAAACUGUUUGCAGUCUGGUGGCCAAGUUCCCCCGGGUCGAGGUUCAGGCCCAGGUGCAGCCCAUGACAAGGUCGAUGCUGCGCAUUGAGCUUGCGAUCACGCCCAACUUCGAAUGGGACGUCGAUAUCCAUGGCCUUUCCGAAAGCUUCUGGAUUAUCGUCGAAGACUGCGAUGGCGAAGACAUCCUUUUCCACGAUCAGUUCAUCCUGCGCAAGGACUAUGCGGAGUCCGAGUCCAACGAACACAUUGUUGAAUUCACUGUGCCCAUUACUGAGCCCAUGCCCCCCAACUAUUUCAUCUCUGUCAUCUCUGACAGAUGGAUGCAUUCCGAGACGCGACUGCCUGUGUCAUUCAGGAAACUCAUCCUCCCGGAAAGAUUCCCUCCUCACACCGAACUGCUUGACUUGCAGCCACUUCCGGUCAAUGCUUUGAAGGCCAAGGACUAUUCUGCGCUGUAUCCUGAUUGGCAACAAUUCAACAAGGUGCAAACGCAGACCUUCAAGUCCCUGUACGAGACAGACAACAAUGUUCUCAUCUGCUCACCAACGGGCAGUGGCAAGACUGUUUGUGCCGAGUUUGCUCUGCUGCGCCAUUGGGCCAAGAAGGAACACGGUCGGGCCGUCUACAUUGCACCCUUCCAGGAACUGGUGGAUUUGCGAUUCCAGGACUGGCAGAAGCGGUUUGCUAACCUCCGCGGCGGCAAGGACAUCGUGAAACUUACGGGAGAGACGACCACUGACCUUAGGCUCUUGGAGCAGGGCGACCUGAUCAUGGCCACCCCGCUGCAGUGGGACGUCCUGUCGCGGCAGUGGAAGAGGAGAAAGAAUGUUCAGACGGUAGAGCUUUUCAUCGCUGACGAGCUGCACUUGCUUGGCGGUCAGAUGGGCUAUGUCUACGAGAUCAUCGUCUCGCGGAUGCACUAUAUCAGGACACAAACGGAGUUGCCGCUGAGGAUUGUCGGCCUCAGUGUGUCUCUUGCCAACGCUCGUGAUGUCGGCGAGUGGAUCGACGCGAAGAAGCAUGACAUCUACAACUUCAGCCCACAUGUGCGGCCCAUUCCAUUGGAAUUGCACAUCCAGACAUAUACGAUUCCGCAUUUCCCCUCCCUCAUGCUGGCGAUGGCGAAGCCUACUUACCUGGCCGUCACUCAGCUUUCUCCCGACCAGCCUGCUCUCAUCUUCGUACCCAGCCGGAAGCAAACAAGAGCUACGGCACGAGACAUCCUCACCGCCUGCUUGGCCGACGAUGACGAGGAUCGUUUCCUUCAUGUUGAGGUUGAGCAGAUUCAGAAGCUUCUCGAUCGCGUUCAAGAAGCGGCAUUGGCUGAGGCCCUCAAGCACGGUGUUGGUUACUACCACGAAGCCCUGAGUCUCAAUGACAAGCGCAUCGUCAAGCAUCUGUACAACAAUGGCGCCAUCCAGGUGCUGAUCGCCUCCCGUGAUGUCUGCUGGGAGCUCGAUUGCACCGCUCAUCUGGUAAUUGUUAUGGGCACCCAGUAUUUCGAGGGUAGGGAGCAUCGCUAUGUUGAUUAUCCUCUAAGCGAGGUUUUGCAGAUGUUUGGCAAGGCCCUCCAGCAAAACAAGGCCGGGCGUGGUUGCGGUGUCUUGAUGGUACCUGCGGUCAAGCGGGAGUAUUACAAGAAGUUCCUCAACGAAGCCCUCCCUGUCGAGUCUCAUCUGCACAACUUCCUUCACGAUGCCUUUGUGACGGAAAUCAGCACCAAGAUGAUCGAGUCGGGUGAAGAUGCCAUCAACUGGGCGACUUUUACCUACUUCUACCGCCGCCUGCUCGCCAACCCAAGCUACUACAGCUUGACAGACCCCACGCACGACGGUCUCAGCCAGUAUCUCUCCGACAUGGUUGAGGCUACCCUGAAGGAUCUGGCCGAGUCCAAGAUUAUCGACUUUGAUGAGGAUGAUGGCACUGUUGCUCCUCAGAAUGCUGCCAUGAUUGCUGCUUACUACAACAUCUCGUACAUUACGAUGCAGACAUUCCUUUUGUCCCUGACGGCCAAGACAAAGCUGAAGGGUAUCCUCGAGAUCGUGACCUCGGCCACCGAGUUCGAAGCGAUCCAGAUCAGAAGGCACGAAGAGGUCAUUCUGCGUCGCAUUUACGAAAGCGUUCCAGUCAAGAUGGCCGAACCUGUCUUCGAUUCCCCGCACUUCAAGGCCUUUGUUCUUUUGCAGGCCCACUUCUCCAGGAUGAACCUUCCCAUCGAUCUUGCAAAGGAUCAAGAGGUCAUCCUCACCAAGGUGCUGAGCUUGCUGAGCGCUACUGUUGACAUCCUGUCGUCGGAUGGCCAUCUCAACGCCAUGAACGCCAUGGAGAUGUCUCAAAUGGUGGUGCAAGCGAUGUGGGAUAGAGACAGCCCGCUCAAGCAGAUUCCCCACUUCACGACCGAGGUCAUCAAGACGGCCAACAAGUACGGCAUCCGGGAUAUCUUUGACUUUAUGGAGAAGAUGAACCCCGAGGAGAACCCCGACUACGCCUCUCUGGUCAGGGACCUCGGUCUCUCCCAGGCUCAGCUUGCCCAGGCUGCCGAGUUCACCAACAACAAGUACCCCGACGUCUCGUUGGAGUUCGAGCUCGAGGACAAGGACAACAUCCGGGCGAACGAGCCUGCAUACCUCAAGAUCAACAUCGAGCGCGAGGUCGACGAGGACGAGGAGUUCGAUCCUACGGUGCACGCUCCGUUCUACCCAGGCAAGAAGACGGAGAAUUGGUGGUUGGUGGUUGGCGAGGAGAGCUCCAAGACUCUGCUGGCAAUCAAGCGGGUCACCAUCGGCAAGAAGCUCAACGUCAGGCUGGAAUUCACAGUGCCUACGCCUGGUCGUCACGACUUGAAGUUGAUGUUGAUGAGCGACAGCUAUGUCGGCGUUGAUCAGGAUCCGGCGUUCUCGGUCAUGGUGGAGGAAGGAAUGGAUGUGGAUGAGAGCGAGGAGGAGGAGGAGGAGGAUGAUGAGUGAUGGCAAGGAGACUGAUUACGUCUUUUAUGUAUGGCAAUACAAGGCAAGUGUUUGGUUAACCCCUCUCUCUGCUAAUUGAGGCGGUGUGGUAUAUAUGGAG
Neurospora tetraspora is the source of this 6837-nucleotide messenger RNA. RefSeq names its product Sec63-domain-containing protein. Gene Ontology annotation, molecular function: ATP binding; ATP hydrolysis activity; nucleic acid binding. The transcript has a single exon. Lineage: Eukaryota; Fungi; Ascomycota; Sordariomycetes; Sordariales; Sordariaceae. The record is from RefSeq and is a predicted model, not a curated record. The coding region runs from base 105 to 6737 and encodes 2210 amino acids.